AAACAAUUGAAUGAAUAAACAGUUUACUUGAGAUAGUAACAAAUAAAUAUAUUAAUGUACUAAUUGUGGGAGAUUGUUAACAUGACAAAACUCAAUCCAUGCUCUGUGUCACAUGGUAUGCGUUAUCUUGUUGAUUUCCCUACUAGGAUAACACAAUCAUAAGCAAGCACAAUAGAUAAUGUAUUUACAAAUAUCAACAAACAUUUUUUUUUAAGUGGCAGAUCUGAAUCCUCUCAACUCUCUUAACACGAUGGUCAGCUAAUUGAGAUUGUUAAAAAAUGGAAAAUAAAAACAGAUAAAAUCCCCCACAAUGCCGUUGGAUUUCUACUACACUCCGGUCAGCGCUCCUUGCCGUGCAGUCCUCCUCACUGCCAAGGCACUCAAUGUCAGCCUCAACCUCAAGAUUGUGGAUCUUCAGAGGGGCGAUAACCUCAAGCCUGAAUUCCUUAAGAUAAACCCUCAGCACACGGUUCCAACACUAACUGACAAUGGAUUUAGCAUUAGCGAAAGCCGGGCAAUCAUGAUCUACCUGGCGGAGGAAUAUGGCAAGCAGUCAUGUCUUUACCCCAAGGAUCCCAAGAAACGGGCUGUCAUCAACCAACGUCUUUAUUUUGACAUGGGCACUCUGUACACCAGUAUAUAUCACUACUAUUUGUUGGCCCUAUGGUUGCGAGUGCCACGAGAUGCUGCCCGCAAACAGAAAGUGGAUGAUGCGUUCUCGAUCUUAAACAAGUACCUAGAGAGUCAGAGUUGGGUAGCAGGAGAGAGCAUGAGUCUGGCUGACUUCUCCACUGUUGCAAGCGUCUCCACUGCUGAGGUUUGCGGGUACAAUGUGAGUAGCUACCCCAACGUGGCGCGGUGGCUGUCUGCUGCCAAGUCUGCGAUGCCCGGCUACUCAGAAGUCAACCAGCCCGGACUAGAAGCACUCACCAAGAUCAUCCAGUCUGUCAAUAAGCCUUUAACAACUCAGCUGUAACCAUUAUUUUGUUAUUUUAAUAAAUGUUAUUGUACAUAACUUA
This is a messenger RNA of Homalodisca vitripennis (glassy-winged sharpshooter), 1019 nucleotides long. RefSeq names its product glutathione S-transferase 1-1-like. Bases 311 to 976 code for a protein of 221 amino acids. Lineage: Eukaryota; Metazoa; Arthropoda; Insecta; Hemiptera; Cicadellidae. The record is from RefSeq and is a predicted model, not a curated record. The transcript is spliced from 6 exons. Gene Ontology annotation, biological process: glutathione metabolic process. Gene Ontology annotation, molecular function: glutathione transferase activity.